Besnoitia besnoiti is the source of this 1281-nucleotide messenger RNA. RefSeq names its product microneme protein MIC12. The transcript has a single exon. Bases 1 to 1281 code for a protein of 426 amino acids. The record is from RefSeq and is a predicted model, not a curated record. Lineage: Eukaryota; Apicomplexa; Conoidasida; Eucoccidiorida; Sarcocystidae.
AUGGAGACGUCGAGCCCCCCACUGGAGAGAUCCAGCCCCGAAUGGAGAAAUCGAGCCCCCGACUGGAGAAGUCGAGCCCCGGUAUGGAGAGAUCCAACCCCCGACUGGAGAGAUCCAACCCCCGACUGGAGAGAUCCAGCCCCGUAUGGAGAGAUCCAACCCCCGACUGGAGAAAUCGAGCCCCCGUAUGAAGAAGUCGAGCCCCCGUAUGGAGAAGUCGAGCCCCCGACUGGAGAGAUCCAGCCCCCGUAUGGAGAAAUCGAGCCCCCGUAUGGAGAAGUCGAGCCCCCCACUGGAGAGAUCCAGCCCCCGACUGGAGAAAUCGAGCCCCCGACUGGAGACGUCGAGCCCCCGUAUGGAGAGAUCCAACCCCCGACUGGAGAGAUCCAGCCCCCGACUGGAGAAGUCGAGCCCCCCACUGGAGAGAUCCAGCCCCCGUAUGGAGAAAUCGAGCCCCCGUAUGAAGAAGUCGAGCCCCCGUAUGGAGGAGUCGAGCCCCCGACUGGAGAGAUCCAGCCCCCGUAUGGAGAAGUCGAGCCCCCCACUGGAGAGAUCCAGCCCCCGUAUGGAGAAAUCGAGCCCCCGACUGGAGAAGUCGAGCCCCCGACUGGAGAAGUCGAGCCCCCGACUGGAGAAGUCGAGCCCCCGUAUGGAGAAGUCGAGCCCCCGUAUGGAGAAGUCGAGCCCCCGACUGGAGAAGUCGAGCCCCCGUAUGGAGCAGUCGAGCCCCCGUAUGGAGAGAUCCAACCCCCGACUGGAGAGAUCCAGCCCCCGUAUGGAGAAAUCGAGCCCCCGUAUGAAGAAGUCGAGCCCCCGUAUGGAGGAGUCGAGCCCCCGACUGGAGAAAUCGAGCCCCCGUAUGGAGAAGUCGAGCCCCCCACUGGAGAGAUGGAACCCCCCACUGGAGAAAUCGAACCCCCGACUGGAGAGAUCGAACCCCCAACCACUGGUGGCGAGGGCGAGCAAGGCGAACCUGGAGUAGACGAGAGCACUGAGGAGGGUCCGAUCGAAGAGGAGGACACCUCGACUGAGGGAAGCAAUAGUGAGAAAGAAGAAGGAGGUCCGCCGACUGCAGCAAUUGCCGGUGGUGUCGUUGGUGGUUUUCUUUUGCUCGCUGCCGCGAUCGGCGCGGGCAUGUACGCAAGUGGCGGGGGCGGCGGCGAAGCAGAAGGCGAGCAGGUCAUGUUCGAAGGCGCAGAAGAAGGUGGUGUGACUGGCGAGGCACCGGAGACGGAAACCGUUAUCGAAAUCGAAGACGACGCGUGGGCAGAUAUGGACUAG